Colius striatus (speckled mousebird) is the source of this 4315-nucleotide messenger RNA. It is a transcript of the gene G3BP2, whose product is annotated as G3BP stress granule assembly factor 2. NCBI's taxonomy places the organism in Eukaryota, Metazoa, Chordata, Aves, Coliiformes, Coliidae. The transcript has 12 exons. Gene Ontology annotation, molecular function: mRNA binding. Gene Ontology annotation, cellular component: cytosol; ribonucleoprotein complex. The record is from RefSeq and is a predicted model, not a curated record. The coding region runs from base 231 to 1679 and encodes 482 amino acids.
GCACGCACGCACGCACAGGCACGCGCUCACGGGAGCUCCGGCCGCCCCUCCCCCGCACGGCCGUGACAUCGCCGCCGCCGCGCCCCGCUCGCCCCGUCCUGCCCCCGCUGCGGGACGCGCCGAGGGACACGCUCGCCUCACCCGACACCAAGCAGGUCCUGGGGGGGGACGUGCCUCGGCCCCGUGCACCGAGACUUUGUCCCUAGCAUUUGACACUGUGUACCAAAGAAAUGGUGAUGGAGAAGCCAAGUCCCCUGCUCGUAGGGCGGGAGUUUGUGAGACAGUACUACACUCUGCUAAAUAAAGCUCCUGACUUCUUGCACAGGUUUUAUGGCAGGAAUUCUUCUUACGUCCAUGGAGGACUGGAUGCUAGUGGGAAACCGCAAGAAGCAGUGUAUGGUCAAGCUGAGAUACACAAGAAAGUGAUGUCAUUACAGUUCAGCGAAUGCCACACCAAGAUUCGCCACGUGGAUGCUCAUGCUACUCUGAGUGAUGGGGUGGUUGUGCAAGUCAUGGGAGAGCUGUCCAACAAUGGGCAGCCGAUGAGGAAAUUCAUGCAGACUUUUGUUCUUGCCCCAGAAGGAUCUGUUCCAAACAAGUUCUAUGUCCAUAAUGAUAUCUUCAGAUACGAGGAUGAAGUAUUUGGGGAUUCAGAAGGAGAACUUGAUGAAGAGUCUGAGGAAGAGGUGGAAGAGGAGCAGGAGGAAAGACAACCAUCACCUGAACCUGUGCAAGAGAAUGCAAGCAGUACUUAUUAUGAAAACCAUCCUGUAACCAAUGGGAUAGAGGAGACACUAGAAGAAUCAUCUCAUGAGCCUGAGCCAGAAUUGGAAUCUGAAACGAAAACUGAGGAGCUGAAAGCUGAAGCAGAGGAAAAGACCCUUGAGGAGCUAGAAGAGAAGUCUCCAUCUCCACCUCCUGUAGAACCUGUCUCACUACCACAAGAACCACCAAAGGCUUUCUCUUGGGCUUCAGUGACCAGUAAAAACCUGCCUCCUAGUGGUACUGUUUCUUCCUCUGGAAUUCCACCCCAUGUUAAAGCACCCGUCUCACAGCCAAGAGUUGAAACUAAACCUGAAGCUCAGUCUCAGCCUCCUCGUGUACGUGAACAGCGUCCCAGGGAAAGACCAGGUUUUCCACCCCGAGGACCUCGACCAGGGAGAGGCGACAUGGAGCAGAAUGAGUCAGAUAAUCGUCGAAUAAUUCGCUAUCCAGAUAGCCACCAGCUCUUUGUUGGGAACUUGCCACAUGAUAUUGAUGAGAGUGAACUGAAAGAGUUCUUCAUGAGCUUUGGAAAUGUGGUAGAACUUCGCAUAAAUACUAAAGGAGUGGGAGGCAAACUGCCUAAUUUUGGCUUCGUGGUAUUUGAUGAUUCUGAGCCGGUCCAGCGAAUUUUAGUUGCAAAACCCAUUAUGUUCCGGGGUGAGGUGCGCUUGAACGUAGAAGAGAAAAAAACAAGAGCCGCUCGUGAGAGAGAGACCCGUGGUGGAGGCGACGAUCGUAGGGAUAUUCGUCGCAAUGAUAGAGGCCCUGGGGGUCCCCGUGGAAUAGUGGGUGGUGGCAUGAUGCGAGACCGUGAUGGAAGAGGACCCCCUCCGAGAGGUGGCAUGGCACAGAAACUUGGCUCUGGACGAGGAACCGGGCAAAUGGAAGGCCGUUUCACUGGACAGCGUCGCUGAGAUCUCCACUGUGGGCAGACAGUCUUGGCAGUGGUACAUUAUCCAUCGUGUUUGCAUUCUUGUUAAUUUUUUUUGGCUUUGGAAUGUGACACAGCCCUUCUGAUCAUUUCUUUGAUGUGAAAGCAUCCUUUGGUUUCCAGUUUAAAUUGAGGUGGAUGUUCUUUCCCCAGUUUCACAACAGGAGUCACACUGUUAAUUUAUAAACGUAGACUUGGAGAAUUGAGGACUGGAAAAAAAAAAGAAAAAAAGACCGGUUAACUAUCUGCAACACAGUGAACUAAAGGACAUGCCCAAUAGAGUUCAGGUCCUUGCAGUCAAAAACCCUCUGCUGCACAUUUUGUGUGAGUGUUCCUGUUUCUGCCUGUUCCUGUUGGAAACACAAAUAGUGCAAUUUGUGCAAUUGGAGAAGCUUGCCUUUUUUUUUUCCUCUUUAGAACACUCGGCUCCAAACAAACAAACUCGUGUUUACGCACUCAUCAAAAUGCACUAAUGGGUACUCCGAACUCAUUUGUACUGACAUCGGCAGGAGGCAUCGGAGGGAAAAAACCUUCAUCCUCUUACUCAGACAGAAUAGCUUGUGAAACGAUGCGGGCAUCCGAUCUGCUUGCUGUGACCAACAUAUGUACACACACAAACCUUAAUAAGACUACGAGUUUAUUCCAGAAGGAAUCCAUUUAGCUGUAACCUAAACAGAAGCCAGAGUUUCCAAGUCGUAGCCCUGAGUACGCAACAAGUUUGAUAGCUCACGUCAGGUUUUUCUAUCUGCCCCUCUGCAGUACAGGGAUGGCUGCUCAACACACUCCUCCUUCCCCUCUCCCCUCCAAUAAGCGUUGUACAGUGAAAUUUGUCUUGACUGUAUUCGAGUUCUCUGGUAAUGUAAUACGCAUGAUGGUGCCUUCUAUGAAUACAUCAUUCCAGUCUUGCUGGUGAUUUUGUACAGUAGUGUGUAUGAAUUACUGUGCUGCAAAGCCAAUUGGCUGCAAAGCAUUUCAAGGAAAUCGUUGGAAAAUUGUAUUAAAAAAAUUGCAGUAUCUUUCAAUCAGUAAACGUUGCUAAAAUCACCAUCCACCUUGCUCUUCAAUUAACAAGUUCGCCUGUUUUUUUGCAGAGGGGGGGAAGGGAGGAAGAAGGCAUCCAAGUAGUCUCCAGGUUGUCUCUUCUCUUUAACCAGUAUCAAAGCUAAAGAAAACGGAUUGAAAUCUCUCUCUCAGACGUGAAUUUCAGAAGUAGGUCAAGAACGGUGAAGGCUUUUGGCCAGCUCCUAAUCAGUAGAACUGAGCAUCCUUUGUGAGGGUGAGCUUAUCUAACGAGGAUACUGCAAUUUUCAGAGAACAAAACAGCGGCUCUUAAGUAUUUGCAUUUUUCCAGUUGCACUUUUUACAGAACUCUUAGUCGUUUUGCACAUAACGCUCGGCUGACGUUGACACUUGUGCAGCUCCAGACUGGAAGGUAGAAAGGAGACCCUCCUGUCCAGCAUGGCUGGCGGGUUUCCCCACGGAGGGGCCUGCACGUGGCGUGGUGCUGGUGCACGGCGCUGGCAACUGUGGCCACAGCAGGUGGUGGGGGCAGCACGGUGCCGGGGCGUGUGGCAAGCAGGGGGGUUGCCCGUGCCUCUGUGCGGAAGUGUGACCACUUAGAGCUGCUCCUCAGCGCAGAAGACCUCAAACUAAAACACGGCAACGUCAGGCAAAAGCAGAUAGGGCAUCAUGGCGCUGUCUCUGGAUUAUGCAAUCAUUUGCUGGUUUUGAGUAAGCUGGAAGAUUUUGCACAUAUUUUUCUGAUACGUUAGGCAAUGUGAAGUAGCAUCUGUCUGUUUUCUCCCAGACUCGAGGUCUUCUGUGUUCGAUGGUAAGUCUUGCACUAUUUUCAUACACUUGUUUUCCUGGGGCACGUUUCUGCCAAUGUCCAUUUGCAUAUUUCAGUUUUCUGUUGAAGGUCUGGCAUUGUCAGCUGUUACCUGGAAAUCUGUAGUACUUGAACUGCUCGCCACACACCACCACUACUUGGGUUUGAAGCCUCCGGACAGAUUGCUGUCAUGGGUUAGCAGUUUGCCACCAGUGUGUUUUGUAUAGCUGCUGCCUUUUUUUUUGUUUGGUUUUUCUUUUUUCCUUUUGUAGUGCUGUGGUGUUUUGCUGCCACCUAAUCCCUUUGUAUGGCCAAUGGCACUGGGAAUGAUCUCAACCACAAAAAAUGGAGUAUUAAAAGGAGCUACUGAGCCACUAUACUCCUGGCUUGCUUCUUCUUUAAGUGAUGUGAACAGCCAUUGGAACAUCAUCCAGAGAAGUUUACACAGUGAUAGCUCACCUGCGCUGUGCUGCGGACUCUUAACGUCUUCUCAGUAGUAAACAUCCCUCGUAGAGCAGAGGAAGGGAUUUGCUGACCAUUGCUGUUAGUUGCUGAUGUGUGGAUGGUGGGAGUAUUUUGUCGUUAUGGUUCUGUUGCAACACACUUGGCUGACCAUCUUGGCUUUCGUAGGUAUAAAGACAGUGGUUUACCACCUUUAUUGCUGUAACGUGUCAAGCAUUAUAUGCUAGUAGAUUCUAGUUUAAUUGUCGCAGGUGGAAAUAUUUUUACUUUUAAGUUUCCAUUCUGAAUGUGUUUUGACAAAACAUACCAAUAAACUACUGAUGUCUGCA